UUCAAAAGUUAUUCAUAAAUGUAUUCAAUAUGCUUUGUUAAUUUAAAUGGUUGCAAAAUUCACCUCUGACCAUAUUUGUCAUGACAACAGGAAGCUCAAUGGCUGCCAAAUAAGACAGUUUUUCAUGUAGUUUAAAAAACGAUAACAAAGCAGAGGCCAAGAUGGCGGCUGCACAUACUUUACCCCCAAUUCACGGAGCCAAGAGUGGGGGUAAUACAGGAAUGAUUGGCUCCAUGAAACAUAGUCAACCAGUACACUUUGCACCAGCACCACCAAAGGGACCUCCAAGUGGAAGGUUAAAGCCUAUACAGAAAAAGAAAAAACUACUGGAAACAGAUCAAGCAUUUUCUCAGCCUAUGCUAACAAAAAGGCAGACGACAGCAUAUCGGAAUACAUAUAAACAUAAUUUGUGUGUGGACAUGUUACAAAAUGGUUUUCAUUUAUCAUUCUGUGAACUUUUUGCACUAAUUAAAAGACAAGAAGAUACAAGAGUGCAAGCAGGACCAGAAUCACUUCUGUGGAAUAUGAUAUUACUUGAGGAUCAACAUGAUAAAUUGGAUAUGCUAAAACUUCAUUUAACUAGAGCAGAAACAGCUCAAAGAAAAGGUGACUAUCAAGAAGUGUACAGAGCAAGAUAUGAACUUGCACGUUAUUUCCAGUCUUGCAAUGAUAAAUGGUUGUCAGAUCAUUUCUUUGAGACAUGUCUUGAUACGAGUAACAUGGUCGACAAUGACGGUGGAAAAAUGCAAGCCGAGGGCUAUUGUAAUGUGGCACUGGCACAGGAAGAAAAUGCUCACAAGGCAGAAGUUGAAUCAAAGAGAACUUACCAAAUUACCGGCUUUUAUAUUCAAGCUGAUUAUUACAAUGCAGCAGAAAAUUUUGAGGCAUACUAUGGUCUUGCUUCUCAAAAUAAGGACUGGACAACAGCCGAUGGUAUAACAUUCCACACAGAUGCAUGUAUACACCUGGCUCGCAUAUAUACUACUAUAGGAGAACGUGUAGAGCAAGAGGAUGUAGAAUUAAUGCUAGAAUACCUCACAAAGGCUUACAACUCCACAAAAGAAAGUCAGCAGCAGAAGCUGGAAGGGGAGGCAGCAUACAGACUGGGUCUAGCAGCAGACACAGCUGCUGACAGUGAUACAGCACUUGUUCAUUUGAACACAUACUUGGAUAUUUGCCGAUCCACUGAUGAUAAGGAAGGCAUCGGAAAAGCUUGUGAUGCAAUAGCGAAAACAUUUGCCAGACAAGGGAGAGUUGAGGAGAGCAUAGAGUAUUUGAAGCAGUUUGUAACUGUAGCAGAGAAGAGCGGUCAGGAACAUGCUUACAGCAAGGCUUGUCAUAACCUGGGAAAUAUCUAUAAUACUCUGGGAAAAUAUGAUGAAGCAACAAAAUAUUUUGACAAGGCAUAUAACUUGUCACGUUCAAUGGGAGAAGUAGCAUCAAUCAAUGUUAAUCGUGUACAGUUUGGUGUAGCCAUGGCACACAAAAUGUUACAAGGGAUCGGAGGUCACAUUGUAGCCAACCAUCUUCCAGCACUUGAAAGACUUAUUGAAUGGAAAAGUUCUAGAGUAGAUGAUUUUGACAAACCAUUCCCAGAACCAAAGGCAGAAAGCCCUAAACCUGCUACCCCACCCGCUCCUGUACGGGAAGAGAAAACUGAUGUUAGCGCCACCUCUGAACAGCAGGAGGAAGCAGCACCAAGGGAGCAAACUGAGACUUCUAUGGCUGACACAGAAACUGAUACCACUGCACAAGAUUGAUUUUAUUAGAAAGACACUUUGAUACUGACAGCAUUUCAUAUACCAGUGAUUUUGUUCAUUAUUGGAUGCUUAAAAAAUAGAGUCUAAACUGCUUCUUUAACUGUUUGUCAUAACAAGCACAUACAGAGAAAAUAAGUGACAUUGACCCAAGAAAGAAAUAUGAGGCAGUUUAUAGAUUUGCAGAAUUUGUAUUAUUUUUAUUGUUUAUAAAUACUCUAAUGCACAGUUGCAAACAUUUAUCAAAUAUUUUGACAGUCCCAUAGGUGUCUUACAUCUUCACUUGCAGAUUUUUUGUUCUUAUAAAUCUUUAAUAUUCAGCUCAUAGCCAUGCACUGUUCUACUUGAAGUUACUGCCACAGCUGUGCCUUACAGAGAAAAUUAAGGAGGACAGAAUAUUAUGUACAUUUAUUUGUUGAAAACAGUUACAAUUGAUACUUAUUGUAAUCAUAAGGAUCUGAUUUAAACUUGCUUAAUAUGGAAUUAUUUGAAAAAUUUAUACACAUAUUAUAUAUAUAUAUAUAUAUAUAUAUCCACCAUUCUGAUACAAGUAAUAUGAUAAUAUCAGUAUCAUUUGAAGUAUUCUAUUUAUACACUUUUUUUUGUUAAAAUACUGGCAUCCUUAUUUUAUAAUGCCUGAAAUGUUGAGAAAAAUAGCACAAGAGUAAAUCGUUAUGUUUUAUAUUACAUUAUACUGCUGAAACUGUUGCUACUGCUGAAAAUAGGAAAAACAUCAAGGGAGAUAAUCCCUGUACAUUUGUACAACUUGCUGGUCGUGCCACUGCUGUUAUUUAAACUUUUAAAUUUGCUGAAUAUUUCCUAUUGAAAUUUAUAAUGUACUUUGCUUUAUUCAAUACUUAUUCUUCCUUUAUUCCAUACAUAUUCAUAUUUCAUCGGUUAUAUACAUGGUCACAACAUUCAGUGAUAUUCAUUCAUAUAUCCAAGCAUCACAACCACAACACACACAGCAUUUAUUCCUUCAUCUACCCUAUGUCAUAUUCAUGCAUGUGUGAAUUACAUGCACAGUAUUUCUGCAAGUCAGUUUAUUCUUUCAAUCUAUACUGAAUUUGGUCACUCGUACAGGAAGAUGGGGUUUUUUCCCCAUUGUUUUAGAGCUUUUUCUUCAGUAGAUUCCAAAAAUCGAGACUAAAAUAAUUUAACAUGAAUAUAUAUAUAAUAAUUUUAAUCUGACAGAAAGUUCCUGAAUUUAGCGUAAUAUAGGACAACUACUUCUUACUGUGUUUCAGUCUAGAUUUGUAUUGAAUUUCUACUUCUUUGAAAAUACAUGCCAAAUUUAAAAUAAGGACAACAGUAUUUUAUGAAUACAUUUAUAAAGCAAUAGUUCAGAUACAAUGUUUGAAUGAGUGGGUGGGUUAUAUCUGUAUAGUGUAGUUGUAAGAAUGUAGCCAUUUUAUUUAUAAUUCCUGUUUUAUUGUGUAAUGUUACAACACCAAUCACAGUGCUGUAGGACAUAUAUUAUGGAAUAAAUCCUGUGAUAUAUACUUUCAUCCUAACAAUUAAAGUUGUUGUUAUUCUCUGAACUUCGUUGUUUAUGUUGUUUAUAUCUGUACAGAAAAAUUUGCUACCUUUUCAAAACUUUUUCCCAGUAUUCCUUAAAAAUAUGAUGGCAGUCUCAUGCUUUAACUAGGUUUUAAAUAUGAAACCAAUAUGGAAACCUUAUCAUUGAAUUGUCAACCAUACUUUACUUUCAAAUUUUACUUCUAACAAAUUGAGAAAGGAUAUGAUGUGUCACAUAUUGUUGAAAUAAAUUUCUAAAAACGUUUUCUUCUAAUUAUUUGAAUAAGAAUUGCAUUUUUUGUGCUUUUUUGUUUUCCUAUACGAUGUUUGUGAGUAUCAUAAGAUAUUUUGCAGCUACACUUGAUCAUAUUUUACAAUAUACUGCUGAAGUACGCGUUUGCAGUAAUCAACACACAUAUAUGUAUACCAGGGAUACCAGGGAUGGUAUACAUUGUGUGUUGUCUAGCAUAUGUGUAAAAGAAGUUGUGAUAUUUGUGUUUGUUUUUGUCAUGUUGAUUAUACAAUAUUUAGAUUAUCAAAAGAAAAUUUCCAAUAAAUUUAAUUUAUAUAAUGAA
Molecule: messenger RNA, 3850 nt
Organism: Mercenaria mercenaria
Lineage: Eukaryota; Metazoa; Mollusca; Bivalvia; Venerida; Veneridae
Product: tetratricopeptide repeat protein 29-like
Exons: 11
Coding region: 162-1760 (532 amino acids)
Molecular function (GO): protein binding
Source: RefSeq, a predicted model, not a curated record